ACCUCACGGCUCGGUACUCGUCUACGUCACUGGGUCUCCUGAAGAGAAUGAGCUGAGUGUAGCCUCGCUAGUCUAGCAGCACUAUCAUCACAGCUACUUUUUUUGUUUUGUCGGAGCGUGUUCCCGUUUGGUUAGAUCACAAACAACCAUGGCUGGAAGUGCAGGGGAAUGGUGUCUGAUGGAGAGUGACCCGGGAGUGUUCACAGAGCUGAUCAAAGGCUUCGGCUGUAAAGGUUCCCAGGUUGAGGAGAUAUGGAGCAUGGAGCCAGAGAACUUCGACAACCUCAAACCAGUUCACGGAUUGAUUUUCUUGUUCAAGUGGCAGCCAGGCGAGGAGCCUGCCGGCUCAAUAGUACAAGAUUCGAGGCUAGAAAAUAUCUUCUUUGCCAAACAGGUCAUAAACAAUGCCUGUGCCACCCAGGCCCUAGUCAGUGUGCUGCUCAACUGUUCCCACUCUGACAUGUUGCUGGGGGAAACACUGACAGAGUUCAGAGAGUUCUCACAAAGUUUUGACGCUGCAAUGAAAGGCCUGGCUCUAAGCAACUCUGAAGUUAUCAGACAAGUUCACAAUGGCUUUGCCAGACAGCAAAUGUUUGAAUUUGAUGCAAAGUCUUCAGCGAAGGAUGAGGAUGCCUUUCACUUUGUCAGCUACGUCCCUGUCAAUGGUAGACUGUAUGAGCUGGAUGGACUCCGGGAGGGACCAAUUGACUUGGGUGUUUGCAACCAGGAUGACUGGAUCAAUGCAGUUCGCCCAGUGAUCGAGAAGAGAAUACAGAAGUACAGUGAAGGGGAGAUCCGCUUCAACCUGAUGGCCAUCGUUUCAGAUAGGAAGAUGGUGUAUGAGCGGAAGAUAGCAGAGCUUCAGACCCAGCUUACAGAGGACGAACCAAUGGACACGGACCAGAGUAGCACUUUUCUGAGCUCCAUCCAGUCAGAGAUUGCCAAAUACCAGUUGCUUAUUGAGGAGGAGAAUCAGAAACUCAAAAGAUAUAAGGUUGAGAAUAUUCGACGAAAGCAUAACUACCUACCUUUCAUUAUGGAGCUACUAAAAACACUAGCAGAACAUCAACAGUUGAUACCCCUAGUGGAGAAGGCCAAAGAGAAGCAGAGUGCCAAGAAAGCACAGGAGGCCAAGUGAGAUCAGGCUGCAGCAUUGAUGCUGCCCCAAAAAACACACGCACACCCAUCCACCAUCAUCCUGUCUACACUUGCAUGCCUAAACGCAGGCAUAUUCAACAAAUGCACGGACAAACACAAUCCUGGUCAAUAGUCCAUCAAAACUCUCAUUUCCUACCAGACACAUCAGUUGCCGUGGUAGACUGAAAAGAUUGAACUGUGUGUACAUAUUACGAAAGGAAACACCUUCCAAUUGACCAUAUGUCUGUCAGCUGCAAUGCAUGAUUGAAGGAAAGCUGUGUUCAAAUGUUGUCUUAUUUUCAUAAUAAAAUGUCUAGAUGUUUGGGUUUUGUUUUUUUUUCUUUAUUUUUUCCUUUAGCUAUUUUUUCCAACUGUAGCUAGUUUUGUAUGCAUUCCUUAUUCGCUGUGUUCACCAGUUUUGUGUUGGUUACAUUUAACUAAAAUAAAGAUUAAGGCCAGUGUGGCACUUCACCAUGCACAGCUCAUGCAGUAGUCAACGGACGGACCACAUUUGAGUCCUGAAAGACAUUGUUUAUUUAAAUCUUCUCAGUGGAAAGAUGAUAUUGAAGCCCCCUUAGGAUAGGUACUUGUAGAAAAGAUGCAAACGGUGGAUACAGACCCCACACAUGGACAUCAUGUAAUGGUGUUUUCUUUCAGUUAAAGGAAAUUGCCUUCUUUCAUGUAAAGACAGACCAGCGAUUCUGUGCAUGGUCUCCCUUUGUACCAUUGGAUUAAAUGCGGACAGCAAAAAAAAGCUCAACAAAAGCUCUGACUGCUGGAUAUUAUUGAAAAGCUCGGAAAAUAACUCGUGCUGAAGACUGUGAAGAUUGCUAUCUCUCUAUGGCUUUAAAUAACUCGGGGAACCUGCUAGUCUUGUUGUGUAUUUACUGCAUAUAGCACAUCUUAGUGUACCGUAGUCUAGAUGUGUAGUCCACAAACUAAAACAGUGGCUGGUUCUAUUUUUGUCUCGUGUUUACAUACGCACCUCUCGUACUGCCUUUACUCAAAUUUGCGGCGAUGUUGCUAAGUUUCCCAUGGCAACCAGCGACACUUGAGUGGUGAAAUUAGAACAGGCUGUACGUAGCAGAGAGAAACGUGUUUAUAUAGUUGCAGGCCUACUUUUAUUAGUUCUGUAAAAUAUUACUGAACAACUCAAAUCACCUGUCAAAUCACCUUUGUAAUAUUAUACCAUGUUCUUUUGAUGGACCUUAAAAGCAGUAGCGAGGUGGCUGGUUGACAACUGCGGGGGUGUAGUUGGGUGGAGAGCCUGCCUCUGUGUACUGCACCACAAGGGGGCGAUAUUGCACUCAUGUAAUGUCCCACAGAAAAGGCGUCAGGUUUAAUUGGGAGAUAGAUGAUGGUGCCCUGGCCUGCUCACCCCCUCUACGAUGAGCUCAGAGCGACCGAGGGGUGUCUAGCGGGGGGUGUCACACACCAUAACACUGCUCUCCUUCGGGCCGCUGCAGCCCUGCUUCCGCUUCCUCUCACCUCCUGUCUGCACCAACUCUACGUAUACUAUAGGGUUCAGA
Messenger RNA from Gadus chalcogrammus (walleye pollock), 2666 nucleotides. It is a transcript of the gene uchl5, whose product is annotated as ubiquitin carboxyl-terminal hydrolase L5. The record is from RefSeq and is a predicted model, not a curated record. The transcript has 11 exons. Lineage: Eukaryota; Metazoa; Chordata; Actinopteri; Gadiformes; Gadidae. Gene Ontology annotation, biological process: ubiquitin-dependent protein catabolic process; protein deubiquitination. Gene Ontology annotation, cellular component: Ino80 complex; cytoplasm. Gene Ontology annotation, molecular function: proteasome binding; cysteine-type deubiquitinase activity. The coding region runs from base 149 to 1138 and encodes 329 amino acids.